This is a messenger RNA of Dermacentor andersoni, 4568 nucleotides long. RefSeq lists its product as uncharacterized. NCBI's taxonomy places the organism in Eukaryota, Metazoa, Arthropoda, Arachnida, Ixodida, Ixodidae. Gene Ontology annotation, molecular function: histone H3T3 kinase activity; ATP binding. Gene Ontology annotation, biological process: mitotic cell cycle; intracellular signal transduction; protein phosphorylation. The record is from RefSeq and is a predicted model, not a curated record. Gene Ontology annotation, cellular component: nucleus; cytoplasm.
CAAUCCAAUUUGAGGUCGUAGCGCUCGGAUUCGAAUUGGAGUAACAGACGUAGCAACUUCUGGUUUGUACUGCAUUGCGGUGCGCGAGCAAGAGCGAUGUGUAAACAGUGUGAGCGUUUAAAUUCGUGAACAAUGAAGCUCCUGAAAACAUAUGGCAGGAGAUACAAAUCGAGUUUCCUCGAAGCUUCCAAUACCAAACGCGUCUGGAGCCCCGAGGUGGUUUUGCUUCAAACGCCGCCGAGAAAUCAGUCGGAAAUUCUUUUCGACAGCCUAUGCAACCCUACGGCGAAGAUAAAGCGUGCUCCAAGAGGAAAAGUAAAGUAUGGGAAUGUAACUAACCUGUUCAACAUCAGCUCCGAGCAAUCUGAAAAUCAGCAUCGAAAGAAGUCUGGACCUCCCUGUGGACGUACUGACGACCGAGCCUGCAGGAAGCGCUCACAACAGAACUCCAAAGCCCACAGGAAAUGGCCUGCAGCCCAGCAGAAUGGUGUGUCACAGAGCCUGGCAGACAGGAAAGCCAGACCAAGACGGCAGAAUGUCAAGAGACUUCCAACAAAGCUGUCGCUUAAGAGCAAGAAGCCACAGACACAGCAGUUGCCACCAACUUCAAUAAGGAAAGGGGAUUUUCAAAAGAGCAAGUCGACUGCGAUAAGCCACAGCUCCACUAGUUCCACAUCAUCAUGUGAGAUACCUAGGCGUCAUCUCAAGGAUGAUGAGUCAUUCUCAUUAUACCUCAGCAGGGUAAAGCUUCCUGGCAAUCCAGUAAACCCCACCAGCUCAACGCCAAAAAAUGAUAUAAAACAGAAUGAUAGGGCCUACACAGAUUGCAUCGAGCUGUCUAGUUUGAGUGACAUGAAUAGCAUUGAUAUCAGCAGCCCUCACUUUAUGGAAAAUGACAGCUCUAUUGCAUAUGAAGGAAACAAAAGGCCUAGACAGGAACGAACCCACACUGCUGAUGGUUUGGUUCCCUCAUUUCUCAUCCCAGGAGAUCACAGUGACUGGAUUACUAUACGGAAGAAGAGAAAUAGAACAAAGUGCAAGCGCGAUGAUGGAAUAAAUAGAAAUAGAGUCAAAAUGAGCUUUACAAGUGGAGACGCUUCGAAUUCAGUGUGGGAUACACCUAUGGCAGAAGAAUGGUCACCAGUCCUCGUCAGCACACCAGUGUCUGACGGCCAAGUCAACAGAGUGGAAGCAAGAAAGGCGUGGUUUCUCAACUGCGCAAUGCAGACACCACGUGUUGCACCAUCCACCAUCUGUAACAACUCUGUCUUAGUACAAAACUCUGCCAUUUUGGAGAAACAAGUCCAGGGAACUGGGUCACGUAACGUAAAGGGUAGCCUGAAGCGAAAGCUAGCCAGUGCAGUGCAGUUUCAAGCUCCCUCAAAUAAAAACAACAGUGGCUUGUUUUGGGGAAAUGUUCCAGACAGCGACGUGAAAGCCAGAAGCCAAUUGAGAGACAGUAGCAGGCACAUGAGUCCUUCGACCAGCCACUGCAGGUCUGAUUUAGAAUGCAGCAUCGUGCCUCUGUCACAUGAUAAGAGUUCUGUUGAGCUUUCUGUAACUCAAAAGGAAAAAGCUCAGAUGGAAGAUUUUUAUGUUGAGGUUGCAGACCUUCAAGGAGGAGCCUUGAGCAAACCACAUGCAACUUUCGCUGUAUAUUCUGCAAAGUCUGACGUUUUAGACUCGCAAGGGAGUGGAAAGCUGUGUGACACUGAGAAAAGCAAAAGUCGCCUAUUUAUCGAGCCAGAGGCUUCACAUCAAAUACUAGGAAACAAUUCACAGCUGUUCGUAUUUCAGAAAGAUCUGCGUGUCAAGCUUGUUGACGUUAUGAAAACAUCAAAUGCUGAUAAGUGCUUGCUGCGUUCAUCUUUGUUGGUUGCUCAAAGUGACAGUGAAGAGGCAUUCUUGUCAGAGGAAGAUGUCGUACAGGAAACGUUCCAGCUUAAGGAGCUGCGUGUUGUUCUCACAGACCUAAAACAUCAAGAAACAAGGUUGAACAAAAAUGCACACGAUUGCUUACCACGCACAUCUUUAUUGGGUGAUGAAAGUGAUGCUGAACAGUCACUCUCAUCAAGGGAGUUUGCCACGUGUAAAAAGUUCCAAAUUAAAUAUGUGAGAGGUCGGAGUAAAAUUCGAAGCAAAAGAAAAGCCCAUCCAGUCAAUAGUGACAUAUGUGGUGCAUCCUUAGCACGUGAGUCACAGUGCACUCACGCUAAUGAAAACAUGCAGUCAUGCUUGUCAAAGGAGCGUGCUCUGUGGGAAAAGUUCCAGCUGAAAGAUCUGCACAUUGUUCUGACAGAUCUGAGAGACCAAUGUGCAAUACAGCCCAAAAAUGAAGUCCAGGCAGACAACACCAGCUCGUGUGGAGAGUUGCUUACACAUGAGCCACUUUGUGCAACUUUUGCUGAUGCGGAAAGGUUGAACAGACACCAUCAAAGCCAAACAAGCUCCUCUGAACUGUUCUACAGUAAUAGUGCUCAUCUGGAUGAGAGGGGCAAUCUUCUGCAUCGAAGCAUGAACACACCGUUUCAGCAUUGUCUUCGAGAGCUUUCAGAAGCUGAGAACGCAGACAUGGCAGUCGCCACAUGUAGUCCUGACAUUCUGAUUUCCAAGUGUCAUCAAAUUAUCAAUUCAUUUGCAUGCCAAGUGGAUCAAAAGCUUCCACAAAAUAAUGAUAACAAGAGUGUCAAAUAUGCCAAUAGUAUUAGGAAAAGGUCAGAAGGACAACAUGGCAGGGCCAUUGAGAAUGAACCGUUGUCAUUGCCAGCUGUUGCUCUGACUUGUGACACCGAAAAUACCGUGAGCAGUGCUACUGGUGGUUCGGCAACACAGAUGAUACCUAGCUCAUAUGCCUCUUCCAAGCACAAAACUGACUCUGAGCAACCUUUAGCACCAUGCUUACGCAUGUGCAAUGAACUCAACGAAAAGCUUAAAAUGCUCAAGGAGACCAAGGUUGUUCUUAAAAGACUCGACACUCAGCGCCAGCUCAUGCAACCUCCUCCUCCAGCUGCACUGAAGAAGAGACUUGUACAACGUAUGAGUUGCUCAAAUAAUCGACGGUCAGACUGUGCGCCAAAAGAGCGCAUCAUUGGUGCUAACUGCAACUCUUCACAAAAUAAGAGUGCUUGUAAAAACAACUGGUCUGCCUGCCCGAGACGACAGGCAAGACUCACCAUGGCUCGCAAAAGUGCAGUUCCUUCAGGAGUCCCACUGGAUGCCAAUCGAAUGCUACUCGAUAUGUGCCGUCAGAGCAAAGCCUUGACCUUCAAGCAAGCUCUUGGUGCCGGUGCUUUCAAGCAGUGCCUGAAAAUUGGCGAGGGCACAUACGGAGAAGUAUUUCGAAUUGGACAUGGAUCAAAAGCGUCUGCCAUCAAGAUUGUGCCCAUUGAGGGUUCCUUCCCUGUGAAUGGAGAAAAUCAGAAAACUGCUGCACAGAUUCUUCCAGAAGCCAUCAUUUGUCAGGAGUUGAGUGCUCUUUCCCAGAAGGGACGAAACACUAUCUGCCCAAAUUUUAUUGAAGUGAAAAGGUUAUACUACAUUCAAGACAGGUACCACCCAGCCCUCCUGAAGCAGUGGGAUGCAUUUGAUUCCAAAAGGGCAAGUGAAAACGAUAGGCCAGACUGCUUCAAGGCAGACCAGAAGUUUAUCGUGUUUCAGUUUGCAGAUGGCGGGACAUCCUUAGAAGAUUAUGAGAUAAACUCCUCAACAGAAGCCAGGAGCAUUUUCCUCCAAGUUGCUUGCGCAUUGGCCGUUGCCGAAACUGCUCUAGAGUUUGAGCACCGCGACCUCCACUGGGGAAACAUUUUGGUGGCGCCAACGAAGCAACGUCACAUUCACUGCCAUCUGCCUGAGGGUAGCUUCAGUCUCGACACAAAUGGUGUUCUGGCCUCGGUGAUUGACUACACAUUGUCCAGGUUACGCAAAGAUGGAGCAGUCAUCUAUACUGAUGUGUCCCACGAGGAUGAGCUUUUUGGUGGUGUUGGCGACUACCAGUUUGACAUCUACAGGCGCAUGAAAGAGCACAAUCAAAAUGACUGGAAGAGCUACAAGCCAUACACAAACGCACUUUGGCUCCACUACCUUUCCUGCAAGCUCCUCGAAAAGAGUUGUUACUCUACAAGGAGUCGACAACAGAGCUCCGCAGCAGCCGAACUCAGAAAGUGGAGUGACACGCUCAUCCUUCAAUGUUCAUCAUCCAAGGACAUUUUUCUCAAGUGCAUCAGCACACAGUCUAAAAAGAAAAGAGCAUGCUCUUGCGUUGGCCACUGAUGAGUGGCUCAUUCUCCAAAAAUGUCACUGCAUUGUCACUUCUCAUCCCAUCUGUUGUGUAUUUAGCAUUUCACAGGUUCACUCUAUGACAUCAUGGUUAUGAUUGAACACCACUGUGUGGUGGAACUGCUCUUUGUAAACAUAGGUUCACUAUGAUGGCGCUACACAAGUGUCACAACAUUUUUUGUUUCCAUGCUUCACAUGUAAAUACUCAUUUCCAGUCUCAUUUUUGUUCACGACCAAGUGUGUCUGCAUUUUAUCAGUUUUAGAAAUAAAUAUCACUGUAGUACUAUAGUAAA